Molecule: messenger RNA, 5197 nt
Organism: Plectropomus leopardus (leopard coralgrouper)
Lineage: Eukaryota; Metazoa; Chordata; Actinopteri; Perciformes; Serranidae
Source: RefSeq, a predicted model, not a curated record
AUGACAUCAUCCGGCACUGCUGACCAUGACAAGCGUUCGGGGAAGCAUGCAAACCGUUCUGUCAUGGGGACAAUGGGUUGUCAGAAGACUUGCAAGGUGGAGAAACUCCUGAAACAGUCUCAGUGGGAGGCAGCGUGGAGUCAGAGGCAAAGGUUAGCCACAGCUAAGAAGAACAGCCGGAUGAGAGGCACAGAUAAGCUGAGAAAUGAAGUCUUGCCCCUCCAGCUCCCAGGUGUGCAGCAUUUGGACAGCUUUCGUCUUCUAGAGGACAACAGCGGAGCUCUGAGACUCAACCCGGGGACCCUGAGCCACCAAAGGCAAAAGCAAAAGUUACUGGAGACUGAGAUCAGCACCAGAAGGAAGGAGUGUGAAGCACUUGAGGCGGAGGUGAAGAAAAAGAAUCAAACAUGUCAGACUUUGGAGAAUGAGCUUCAAGAUUUCCUCCAGGAGAACAAACACUUGAACCUCCAGCUGUUCAACAAUAGCCACAAGACAUCUGAGUAUGAGAAGGUGAAGUCUGAGUAUGCCCAGCUCAAAGAGACCCUUGGUGCUGUGACGCAGGAGAGAGAUUUAGCCCUGUGGGAGAGGAACCAGCUCCAAGGCAAACUGGAGAACCUAGAGCAGGUGCUCAAGCAUAUGCGCGAGGCUGCGGAGCGGAGGCAGCAGCUAGAGUUGGAGCAUGAGCAGGCCUUGGCUGUACUCAAUGCAAAGCAGCAGGAGAUUGAAGUUCUUCAGAAGGCUCAGGUUGAGGCAAAAAAGGAACAUGAAGGCGCUGUCCAUCUGUUAGAGAACCACUUGGACAGCAUGCAGGCCAAAGUCCGCGAGCUGGAGGAAAAAUGUCGGUCUCAGAGUGAGCAGUUCAACCUCCUCUCUAAAGAGCUGGAGAAGUUCAGGCUCCAAGCUGGGAAGUUUGAUAUCCUCAGCACUGAACCCUUAACUCUAUGUGAAUCUCCGGGGUCGCCCAACAAAUCCCUCUCACAGCUCCUGAAUGGACUGGCUGCUCCCAUAGGAAAAGGCAAUGAGGCUCCAACAAGCAGAUCUUUGAUAUCUGAGUUCAUUCGACCACUCCAGAUCAGUGGAGACAAGCCCGAGCUCCUCUCUGUGAAGCCAACAUUCCUAACUCGCGGUCGAGUCAGCAGCCCAGCACAGGCUUUCCUCUCUGAGAUGGACAAAGAGCUCAGCUCAACCACCAGGUCCAAACCAAGGUUCACAGGGAAGGUUCGUCUGUGUAUUGCACGUUACAGUUACAAUCCUUAUGAUGGGCCUAAUGAGCAUCCUGAGGCAGAGCUCCCUCUGGUGGCAGGGAAGUACCUCUACAUUUACGGGACAAUGGACGAGGAUGGCUUUUACGAAGGAGAGCUGCUGGAUGGACAGCGGGGACUUGUCCCGUCCAAUUUUGUGGAUUUUAUCCAAGAUGAGGACACACCCUCUGUCCAACACAGGGACACAGUGGCUAAAGAGCCUGGCUACCUCAACCACAGUAGCCUGGGUUCUCAGAGAUUGAAAGUUGGCACAGGAACGGGAACGAGCAUAAGCAGCCUGCUGUCUGACACUAAACUAGACUGUCUAAGCACCAGCAGCUUGGGCAUGGACCUCCUGGGCUCCUCCAGCAACGGGACAGGAACCCUGGAUGUCAGCAUCGACGAGGUCGGCGAAGACAUUGUGCCUUAUCCCCGCCGCAUCAACCUGAUCAAACAACUGGCCAAGAGUGUGAUUAUUGGCUGGGAUCCUCCUGUGGUCCCACCAGGCUGGGGCACCAUCAGUGGCUACAAUGUCUUGGUGGAUAAGGAGUUGCGCAUGAGUGUCCCCUACGGGGGCAGGACAAAGUCCCUUCUAGAAAAGCUCAAUCUGGCCACCAACACCUACCGAAUCUCAGUGCAGAGCAUCACUGACCGGGGCCCGUCGGACGAGCUCCGGUGCACUUUGCUUGUGGGGAAGGACGUGGUGGUGGCACCUUACUACCUGCGGGUGGACAGCAUCACGCAGGUCUCUGCUGAGCUCUCGUGGAUGCCCAGCAACAGCAACUACUGUCACACCAUCUUCCUAAAUGGUGCAGAGUACGACAUGGUCAAGGCUGGGGGCUAUAAGUACAAGUUCUUCAACCUGAAGCCCAUGACGGUUUACAAGGUGAAGGUUGUGGCGCAGCCGCAUCAGGUGCCUUGGCAGCUUCCGAUGGAUCAGAGGGAGAAGAGGGAAAUCUCUGUGGAGUUCUGCACUCAGCCUGCAGGGCCCCCUCUCCCUCCCCAGGAGGUGCAGGUCCAGUGUGGUCAGACGCCGGGGCUCCUGCAGGUCAGAUGGAAGCCGCCGCCUCUGACAUCUUCAGGAACCUCCAACGGUGCCAGUGUGAUUGGCUACGCCGUGUGCACAAAGGGACAAAAGAUAGCAGAGGUCUUAUACCCCACAGCAGACUAUGUGACCGUGGAGUUAAACAGGAUUCAGUGUCUGGAGGCCAGGGAAGUCAUUGUAAGGACGUUAUCAACACAAGGAGAGUCCCAGGACUCACCUGUGGCCAUCAUCCCGCACAAUCUCUUGGGCUCUCCGCGCCUCUCCCACCGAACCACUGCGCCUCCCCAUCCUAUGGCCCACCCGCAGUCCCAUCCGGUACACUCACAAACCCAUCCUCCGUACCCGUCCACUUACCCCCCGAAUCACCCUCAGCCCCAGGUGCAACCUAUGCCCCGAGCCCAGCCCCACACUUUGCCCCACGCACAGCCACACUCACAGCCCAUCUGCCAACCCCCUCCUCAUUCCCAGCCUCAUUUCCAGCGCCACCCCAUGCCCAAGUCCAAACCGUUAGUAAGUGCCAGAGAGCCAGAAACCAAAGAGCAUGAGGUGGGACUGCGGACAGCCCCGCCCUGGGAGCGAUCCCCCUCUCCGCUGCCCCCCAUGCGUGGACCCAACCUGGAGCCGCCGCACUUCCAGCCACGGCGAUCGCCCUCUCCUCAGAGGAUCCUGCCACAGCCUCAGGGAGUCCCCAUCCCCAACACCAUCGCCAAGGCCAUGGCCAGGGAAGCUGCCCAGAGAGUGUUUGCUGAGGGCAACCGGGUUGAAAAAAGGAAUAUCUUUAGUGAGCGAGGUAAUGCCUUGCAUCCACUCAACUCUGAUGAGGAGGAGGAUGGAUACGACUCUCCUCAUGCGAGGAGGAGAGGAGCCUCAGUGGAUGAAUUUCUCAGAGGCUCAGAGUUGGGCAGACAGCACCAUCAUCACCACUACAGCCACAGUGAGGAGUACCACACAGAGAGCAGCCGGGGUUCAGACCUGUCCGACAUCAUGGAGGAGGAUGAGGAAGAUCUUUACUCUGAGAUGCAGCUGGAGGAGGGCCGCAGGCGCAGUAUCAACUCUCACAACACUCUUAAGGCAUAUUACAAGCGUCAGGACUUAGCUGAGGAAAGAGACUGCUGGGAUCUCCAGAGGGAGGUGGUGAAGCAGAAGUCGCUCCGCAGCAAGCGUCUCCACAGCAUCCCCGAGGUGGAGGAAGAGUCCGACUGCGUGGACGGCAUGGGCCAACGCCUGUGCUUUGAAGAGGGCGGUCGGCCGGGGACGCCGCACACUCAGCGGAGGAUGUACCCACAGGACACCCACAUGCACAACCAUCUCACCCCCAGCAAGAACUCCCGCCACCUGCAGCGCCAGCGCUCCUCCCCUCGCUUCACCGACAGCCGCUACUGCUACAACGCAGACGACCGCAUCUUGGUACGACCCAACCGGCAGAACACCAAGAGCCCUGACAGUGGUUUAGACUGCGGCAGUGAGGAAGAGGGCUCUCUGGGCCGGGGUUAUCGAGGGUACUAUGCUCACGGGAGCCCCAUGCGGGGGCCCGUUCACAUCAUUCACUGUGAAGGCCCGGUAGAAAGGCGUGCGCUGGCUAUGGGCCGUAAAAGAACUCUGACCCGCCAGUGCAGUGUAGAGGAGGAGUUCUCUGACAUCCCAGUGACUGCUGCCAAGUCAGUACACACAGGUGACUUUAGGAACAGGGAGCACUUUGGGCCUGGUCGGGAUGGUGCGCUGCGAAACUACUCCAGGGAAGCGGCCCUGAGCGAGGGCAGGCUGAACGAGCUGGACAGGGCCUAUUACAGCCCCCACAGGGAGGCUAGGGCCCAGUCUUUGUCCAGGCUCAACCGGGACCAGCCGCUGAUCAUUGGGAACUCACCAUCACAUGGAAGCGCUGAUCGUCUGGACCACUCAGGGAGGAGGCCGGUUCACAUCGGCAACCCCCCUCAGCAACGGCCCAUCCCAUCCAUUGAGAUCACCAUGGACAGUAACAGUGAGGGGAGUGAGGGGAACCUCUCACCCGUCAAGGAGGAUGUUUACUAUGGCAGUGUAGCUCGGCGCAGGAUAUGGCGAUCUAUGUCCUCAGAGGAUCAAUAUGACGGCUAUGGCGGUCGCAGGCACGGGCGGGGACGGCGCUCCGCGGAUUACUAUGAGGAGUCAGAGCCGGAGGAGAUGACCCGUGUGUUUGUGGCUCUGUUUGACUAUGACCCCAUGUCCAUGUCUCCCAACCCCGAUGCUGCUGAUGAGGAGCUGCCAUUCAAGGAGGGCCAGAUCAUCAAGGUCUUUGGAAAUAAAGACACUGAUGGCUUCUACAGGGCGGAGGUCAGAGACCGAGUGGGUCUGAUCCCCUGUAACAUGGUCUCUGAGAUCCAAACUGAGGAUGACGACAUGAUGGAACAGCUCCUCAAACAGGGUUUCCUGCCACUCAACACUCCUGUGGAGAAGUUAGUGAACUGUGACCGUUUCAAAGAUGGCCGCUCAAUAAAUCGCAGGUCCAGAAAGUCCAAGAGAGAGAGGAACAGGCGGAGUGGCCGUCAACAUCCGAUGUCAACGCGCAGAAUGGUGGCUCUGUACGACUAUGACCCCCGAGAGAGCUCCCCUAACGUAGAUGUAGAGGCUGAACUGACUUUCUGUGCCGGUGAUGUCAUCACAGUUUUUGGUGAAAUAGAUGAAGAUGGCUUUUACUAUGGCGAGCUCAACGGACACAAGGGACUUGUUCCUUCCAACUUUCUAGAAGAAGUGCCUGAUGAUGUAGAGGUUUUUCUCACUGACUCACCAUCUCGAUACCCCCAGGACACUCCUGCACGGAUAAAGACCAAAAGGAAGAAGAGUGUUCAUUUCACACCUUAAAGGCUCUGUUUCCGUCACGUUCCAUUGGAAAAAUCGGGUCCGCCCAGAAGAGCAGGCUCUCCUACAGUGCGUCCAC